AUUCUGACACUGCUUCUGUUUUCUAUUGCUCUGCGUUGGCCAAACUUUGCGCAGCGCAGCUGUUUUGCGCUUCUCAGCCAGCUUUUGUCGGCUUUCGAUCGAGCGAAUGUCCUUUUAUGGCUCACAGUCGGACGUGUUUAAUCAAUCAAUUAACGGAGGUUAAGCGUGCUCUGAGCGGCGAAAACAAACUGCGAUUGCAUGUAGUCGUGUGUAUGCACUUGCCGCCAAGCGGCGAUGGCCGCUCGUCGAUAGCACUAAUCAUCGAUUGGUGGCCAUCGAUUAAUUUGUAGAGGGUGUUCUGGUCCUCGGCGCCUUUGUUUAAAUUUAAACUCUAACAUUAUAUUGUUCAUUUUAAGGGAAAGAGACAUUUAUGGCGUUUAAUUUAUUAUGUAGCGAAAAACAUAUAGGGGUGUUCCACGAAUAUUACCUUAUUAUUUGGCUUAAGCACGGACUUCCCCGAAUAAAUGUAGCUUCCUAGUCACUCACACAUUUAUCUAAUCUAACAUUAAAAACAGGUCUACGCCGGCGACGGAAUGCCGGGGCACAUCUGUCUGGAGUGCCGCCUCCUCUUCGAGCACUGCUACCGCUUCAAGCAGAUGUGCAAGCGGGCGGAGACCCUCCUGCGCCAGUAUCCGCUCACGGGUAACUGGCCAUCGCCGCUGGAGAAGCCCCGUGCGCCCAUGACGAUGGUGGCUUCCAAGAAGUUGUUGGUCGUGCCAGCAAAGACAGCCGAGCCAAGCGAAACGCCCAAAAAGCUGCUGAACACAAUGGCCAAAUCCAGUAGUCAGGUGAUCAUCGAGGACGUCCAGGUGCUGGAGAGCGCCAUGGUGACCCCCAGGACGGUAGCCGGUUCCUCUCCAGUGCCACGUCGUUCGCACGCCUAUGAGCUGAAGGUGGAUAACAACCAGGAGCUGUCCAUGGACGAUGUGCAGAGCAUGCUGGAGGAUAUGGCCAGUGAGCUAGAGAAGGAGUUCCCCGAUAUCCCCCAGAAGGCAUCACCCGUCAAGCCGAAGGUGCUGAACAAGUCCUCGAUUAGGAUCUUGAACAAGGGACCCGCCGCUCCGGUGGAACCGCGCCUGGCCACACCCAAAGUCAAGCGAGAUGAUAGUGGCAAUGUGGCCAUAGUGACAGAGGUUCUGGACUCGGAUCUGCCAUUGGACGAUCAAGAUGAUCCGACCAAGAACGCCGAGAAGGUGGCCACCGAUGUGUUCCCCUGUCCCGAUUGCGAACGCUCCUUUCCGCUGCAGCAGCUGCUCGAGAUCCAUCGGCUGAAUCACACUCGCUCGCGCAGCUUCCAGUGUCUCCUGUGCGAGAAGAGCUUCUUCUCCAAGUACGACCUGGCCAAGCACAACUUUGUGCACACCGGCGAGCGGCCAUUCAAGUGCGCCAUCUGCUCGAAAGCCUUCACACGGAAGGCAUUGCUCCAUCGCCACGAGCGCACCCACACGGACGUACCCAAGUUCAUCUGCGUGUACUGCGAGAAGCCCUUCCUUUCGCGCCAGGAGAUGGAGAAGCACGCCGAGCGACAUCAGAAGAAGCGUCCGUUCCAAUGCGGUGUCUGCACCAAGUCGUUUGCCUUCAAGCAGGGAUUGGAGCGUCAUGAGACAGUCCACUCCACCAAUCUUCCCUUCCCCUGUCAGCAUUGCGAGAGAAGCUUUUCCACCGCUUCCAAGCUGGCCCGCCACCUGGUUGCCCACGCCGGGAAGAGAGCCUAUCCCUGCAAGUACUGCCACAAGUCCUACAUGCUGUCGCAUCAUCUCUCGCGCCACCUGCGCACGCACACGCAGACUUCCGACGCCUCGUUCGUGUGCAGUGAGUGCAAGGUGUCGUACAGCAACUAUAACGACCUACUGGAUCAUGCGCUCAUUCAUGCCACCGCCAGCCUGAAAUGUCCCAUGUGUCGCAAGCAGAUCGAAGAUAUCGACAGUGUCGAGAGCCACAUGGACCAGCACAAGCAGAGCGAGCGCCAUGCCUGCGAGUUCUGUGACCACAUCUUCUUGACGCAGAAAUGCCUGCAGCGCCACAUCGAGGACGAUCAUGUGGUGGAAAUGGAGCCGUACCAGAACGAGUUCGAAGACGACGGCGAAGGAGAAGGCGGCGUCGAUGAGAAGGAGGAACAUCUUGACGAUUUUGAAGACAUGGACAAUGUGAAGCAGGAAGAAUUCGUGACGGAAUACUUAGAAGACGAUGCUCUCUAUGAGGACCACCUAGACGAUAGCGACGAAUCCUUCACGCCGCCGCCUCCAAAGCAGCGUAAAACCAAUCCUCCCAAGGAUGCCCAGCAAUCCGUGCGCCAAACUCGCAGUCGGGAUGCUCAAAGAAUCACUCAGAAGACAGGAAAGAACGAAGGCAAGCCUCAUCACAAACUGGAACGCAACCUUAAGAAUCGCCGAUCCGCAAAAUAAUGAUAGUAGUUGAAUAUAUUGCAUGCGAAAAGUGCAUCCGUGCUUAUGCUUAAAUUUAAAUUCUAUUUAAUUGUAACUUUUAAUUUUUCCUUUAACCGAAGGCCUUUUAAAUAAACUCCUCACC
This is a messenger RNA of Drosophila melanogaster (fruit fly), 2529 nucleotides long. It is a transcript of the gene pita, whose product is annotated as pita. Lineage: Eukaryota; Metazoa; Arthropoda; Insecta; Diptera; Drosophilidae. Gene Ontology annotation, cellular component: nucleus; chromosome. Gene Ontology annotation, molecular function: zinc ion binding. Bases 534 to 2405 code for a protein of 623 amino acids. The record is from RefSeq and is marked reviewed. The transcript has 2 exons.